AUGCCCAGCUCGAAGGUGUCCAUUGACAUCCUUUCCUAUGAUGCCAAUAAACCUACAAAAUCUCUGAAUUCCCCCUUGUUGGGUCCACUGGGAUCACUCAGCGCUUGCCGGCAUCGACUGGCUUUUGGAGGAAAGGGGAACGACAGAGCUUUCAAGCUCAGCGAAUACAUAGUGAGCCCGUUAAGUGAGCGGAUCAGCAAAAUUCAUACCACAUCAUUCGGAAUUAAAUCUGUUGCCUGUGGUGCUGAGCACACCCUCGUACUGUCGGAAGAUGGACGCCUAUAUUCUACUGGUAGCAAUGAGCAUUGUCAGCUGGGCCGAUCGAUUUCUGAAGGCUCGAUUGAUUCCGAGCUUGCUCCUGUUGCUUGUAUGCCCGUGGAGCCCAUAGAGUCCAUUGCAUGCGGGUAUUUCUGUUCAUUCGCCGUUACGGUCAAUGGAGAGCUUUGGGCGUGGGGAGAUAACAGAUAUGGUCAGCUAGGGAUACCAUCAUCGCAUGCUGAGAGCGUUCAAGAGCCAGUGAUGGUAUCGAUAUCGCCAACCUUCAAUGUCAAACAAGUAUCAUCAGGCUUCGCUCAUACCUGGGUUCGAAGUCGAGAGCCCAAUCAAUUGGCGUCUACUGGGAAUAAUCAGCAUGGCGAGCUAGGUACCGGUGAUCGGGUGUCGCUGGACGGCGGAUGGAACUUAUUGCAGAGCACGGUCCCCAUCGAGAGCAUAUCUUGCGGGAACUGGGUGACAGUGCUACUCACCUCCCCAGGUGACGUUUUCCAAGCCGGUGUUGGUCCGAGUCCCAUAAGCGAGCCGAAGUUGCAACAGUAA
Perkinsus marinus ATCC 50983 is the source of this 816-nucleotide messenger RNA. Its product is annotated as regulator of chromosome condensation, putative. Lineage: Eukaryota; Perkinsozoa; Perkinsida; Perkinsidae. The transcript is spliced from 6 exons. The record is from RefSeq and is a predicted model, not a curated record. Bases 1 to 816 code for a protein of 271 amino acids.